This is a messenger RNA of Fukomys damarensis (Damara mole-rat), 649 nucleotides long. RefSeq names its product histone demethylase UTY-like. The transcript has 3 exons. The annotation marks the transcript as partial. NCBI's taxonomy places the organism in Eukaryota, Metazoa, Chordata, Mammalia, Rodentia, Bathyergidae. The record is from RefSeq and is a predicted model, not a curated record.
UAGGGUUCACUCUGUGUCACUAUUUCAACAACUUUGUACCGGCUAAGUUUGGAAUUAUAAGAAAUCAUCCCGAGCUGUCCACCCUUGCGAUCUUUCGUCUUCCUCCGGUCUCUGCCUACCCAGUGAUAUGACCUGAUAGUCGAGCUUUUUUCAGCGUCUGCAUCCGCAGCUUUCGUCUUUGCCUUGGAGUUUUUCUGGACCACCCUUUAUGGCGGUGAUAAAGUUGGUGUCUUAGUCUCAAACUGCGAUAAAGGGUAUCAUUUCAAGCUCUGUAUUGGGGUUGAGUAGGCGUCAACGUGGGAGUUAUAUAUUUGUUGCGUUUUCAUGAAAUCCUGCGGAUUUUCGUUCUCUACUGCCGCUGCUGCCUUCGGUGAUGAGAAAAAGAAAAUGGCGGCGGAAAAAGCAAGUGGCCAGAGUGAAGACGCAUCUCUUAGCUUGACAGUCCAGGAGAGAGAAGCUCUCCGAGAAUUGGACAGCAGCCUCUUUGGGUUUCUCAGUCGUCACGAAGAUGGCGCCAGGACGAAGACCCUUCUGGGCAAGGCUGUUCACUGCUAUGAAUCUUUAAUGUUAAAAGCUGAUGGAAAAGUGGAAUCAGAUUUCUUUUGUCAAUUAGGUCACUUCAACCUCUUACUGGAAGAUUAUUCAAAAG